CAAAGCGCGUCAAGUCGGUCCCAGAGGACAGCAGGGACUGGUUGAUUCCACCCUCUCCGAGUCUGUUCCCGGCAGGAAUGCAGAGGAAUUAAACGACGUGUCCUCCUCAAAAUCACGCGCGCAGAGCGAGCUCACCUGCUUCUAAUUGGACUAUCGCGACAAGUUGCCGAAGUGACGUCAGCACCAGUGAUUGAUUCCCUUCAGCGCAACGAGGAUAACUGAGUUUUUUUUGUUGUUUUUUUCUCACGCGAGACUAAUUGAGCGCCCACAGCGGCGAGGCACGCGCGCGCUCACACGGAGGCGGAGGCAGGCGGCGGGGAGCAGCGCGCGCUGUGGAUGGAUGGAGGCAGCGUCUCGGCAUGGAUCAGAGCUUCUAGUUGAACUGAAGCGGACUUUGAUUAUUUUUAGCGCCAAAACUCAGGAAGCUGCUCCAUCCGUCACCCCCUGGCAUCAGCAGACCAUUUCUUAUUUUAUUUAUUUAUUUAUUUGCGCGUGUCGGUGCGCCCCUGCCUGCCUGGAUCCAUGGGUUGUACGGUGAGCGCAGAGGAUAAGGCUGCCGCGGAGAGGUCUAAAAUGAUUGACAAAAACCUCCGAGAAGACGGAGAGAAGGCGGCAAGAGAAGUGAAACUGCUCUUACUGGGUGCUGGGGAGUCUGGGAAGAGCACCAUUGUAAAGCAAAUGAAGAUCAUCCACGAAGACGGCUACUCAGAAGAUGAAUGCAAGCAGUAUCGAGCGGUUGUUUACAGUAAUACCAUCCAAUCUAUUAUGGCUAUUGUUAAAGCCAUGGCAAGUCUCAAGAUAGAUUACAGCAACCCUGCAAGAACGGACGAUGCUCAGCAGCUCUUUGCCCUGGCUGCAGCUGCGGAGGAGCAGGGCAUUCUUCCUGAAGACUUAGCCAACGUGAUCCGGCGGUUGUGGGCCGACUGCGGCAUACAGAGCUGCUUUGCACGGUCGCGAGAAUACCAACUCAAUGACUCAGCAGCGUAUUACUUGAAUGACCUGGAGAGGAUAGCGAAAGCGGAUUACAUCCCCACGCAGCAGGACGUGCUUCGAACUCGGGUUAAGACCACUGGCAUUGUUGAGACUCACUUCACCUUCAAGGAGCUGCACUUCAAAAUGUUUGAUGUGGGAGGCCAGCGCUCGGAGAGAAAGAAGUGGAUUCACUGUUUCGAAGGAGUAACAGCCAUUAUCUUCUGUGUUGCACUGAGUGCUUAUGACCUGGUGCUGGCCGAGGAUGAAGAGAUGAACCGAAUGCACGAGAGCAUGAAGCUCUUUGACUCCAUCUGCAACAACAAAUGGUUCACUGAAACCUCCAUCAUCCUCUUCCUUAACAAGAAGGAUCUCUUUGAGGAGAAGAUAACUCGCAGCCCCCUCACCAUCUGCUUCCCUGAAUACACAGGAGCCAACAAGUUCGAUGAGGCAGCCAGCUAUAUCCAGACCCAGUUUGAGGACCUGAACAAGAAAAAGGACACCAAGGAGAUCUACACCCACUUCACCUGUGCCACAGACACCAAGAACGUGCAGUUUGUCUUCGACGCUGUCACUGAUGUUAUUAUUAAGAACAACCUGAAGGACUGUGGUCUUUUCUAAAGGACAAUGCCACCCAGCACACACAGACUGCAUGAGAGACUGCAAUAGCCAUGUGAUGAAUACUGCUUUUCAUAAUGAAAACCAAGAUAGAUUUACUUGUGGAGA
Molecule: messenger RNA, 1695 nt
Organism: Nematolebias whitei (Rio pearlfish)
Lineage: Eukaryota; Metazoa; Chordata; Actinopteri; Cyprinodontiformes; Rivulidae
Gene: gnai2b
Product: guanine nucleotide binding protein (G protein), alpha inhibiting activity polypeptide 2b
Exons: 9
Coding region: 523-1590 (355 amino acids)
Biological process (GO): gamma-aminobutyric acid signaling pathway; adenylate cyclase-modulating G protein-coupled receptor signaling pathway
Cellular component (GO): heterotrimeric G-protein complex
Molecular function (GO): GTP binding; GTPase activity; G-protein beta/gamma-subunit complex binding
Source: RefSeq, a predicted model, not a curated record